GGAUGUCAAAACAGGAUAAUAAAAAGCCAAAUUAGAUGGUCAUACUAAUACUGUCUAGUCAGUCUGUUUCUCUCCUGAUGAAAAUACAUUAGCUUCUAGUAGUAUAGAUAACUCUAUCCGUCUAUGGAAUGUAAAGACAGGAUAAGAAAUUAAAUCCUCUGAUUAAAACUACAAAAAUAUUCUUGCAUAAUUUAAAAUAUCACUUUAGAAUAGCUCAUUAUUACCAAAUGGUAUUUGUUAUUUAUUAUUAUUUAGUUUAGACAUAUCGUACAAUACUUAGUAUUUGUUAGAAUCUUUAAUUAGAAGCAUCAGGUACACUUAUAUUGUAAGGAGAAUUUAUAAACCAUUAGGGGAAAGAUUUGA
This is a messenger RNA of Paramecium primaurelia, 363 nucleotides long. The record is from the annotation of a GenBank genome assembly. Lineage: Eukaryota; Ciliophora; Oligohymenophorea; Peniculida; Parameciidae.